Molecule: messenger RNA, 378 nt
Organism: Morone saxatilis (striped sea-bass)
Lineage: Eukaryota; Metazoa; Chordata; Actinopteri; Moronidae
Product: calcium/calmodulin-dependent 3',5'-cyclic nucleotide phosphodiesterase 1A-like
Exons: 4
Coding region: 1-378 (125 amino acids)
Source: RefSeq, a predicted model, not a curated record
AUGGCGACGGGACUCCGAGGGUUGAAGGUGGUCCUGGAGCAGAUGGACCGUGGCGUCGUAGACCUGCAGGAACUCCGCAGGAACCUGGAGCUCGCUGCUGCCAUGUUGGAUGCUGUUUACACUGAUGAAACCAAGCGUCUGUUGGACACUGAGGAUGAGCUCAGUGACUUGCAGGUGGAGUCGGUGCCAAGCGAAGUGCGUGACUGGCUGGCAUGUACCUUCAGCAGGAAGAUGGGCGUGUCCAAGCGCCGUCCUGAGGAGAAGCCGAGAUUCAGGAGCAUUGUCCAUGCAGUACAAGCUGGGAUAUUUGUAGAGAGUUUUGCAAAAUUUGAAGCCCUCAACCACAUGAGAGUCCUCAUCCUCAUCCUCGUCAGUUGA